AUGAGACCAUCAACAUCCCUCAGUAUUGUCUACUAUGGCCUUACUUCCGCCCUGCAGGCAGCCAACUUCAACGUAUCCAGAGAGUUCGCUGAGGCGAAUGGCUGUGGCGACCAGUGCUACAAGUUGAUACAAUUGGCGAAACAGGUCGAUGUCGGCUUCGUAGGGACUGACUUCGACUUCGACUUCUACGCUACGGCACACAACUUUAGCCGCAACUCCUCCAUCCCUGGCGACCUGCUCAAGUUGGCACCUCUUGACCCUGCGCUACUCGACGUCAAAGCCGGAACCACUGUCUACAGGAUCCAGUACGUUUCACAAGACAUUGACGGCUCCUCGGUCCCUGUCACUGGAUUUGUCGCGCUACCCGUUCACCCACCAAAGAACAAGACGUACCCCCUCACAGCCUUUGCCCACGGAACUGUUGGCGCGUUUCGAGGUUGUGCGCCAUCUUCAGGCCCCUCCCUUUUCGACUAUGAUUCAUGGAAGCUCCUAGUCGACCGUGGAUUUGCUGUGGUGGCGACGGACUACAUACUGCACUUUUCCGCCCAAGCCAACGACGUCUACUACUCCGUUAUCGCUGCUAGGAAGGCGUUCGGCAGCGUUCUGUCCAAUGAAUAA
This is a messenger RNA of Colletotrichum spaethianum, 618 nucleotides long. RefSeq lists its product as uncharacterized. The transcript has 2 exons. NCBI's taxonomy places the organism in Eukaryota, Fungi, Ascomycota, Sordariomycetes, Glomerellales, Glomerellaceae. The record is from RefSeq and is a predicted model, not a curated record. The coding region runs from base 1 to 618 and encodes 205 amino acids. Gene Ontology annotation, molecular function: triacylglycerol lipase activity. Gene Ontology annotation, biological process: lipid catabolic process.